AUGUUAAAUAUCUGGAGACAUUAUAUUGGUGUAUUUGAGUGUAGUGAGCGAAGGCUUCCCGACCAGGUGAGGGCAAGUUAACUACUUGCUUUCUGACCUAGAACUGUAAGAACUGAGGAGGAAAAUUGAUCGAUGUGGUGCAUCGAAUGAGUAAAUGACAGCAGUUAUUCCAGAGAAUCAUGCAGACAUUACAGAUUACUACAGCUCUUUACAAUUUGAGUUUGAAGAUGCUCAACAAAGUGAGAAUGAAAACAGAAUUGCCGAAUCUAACAGGUCAAAAAUGCAUAUGGAAGGACUAGAUGAUUAGUACAUCAGUCUGGCACUUGAAAUACUGGAAGAAUUUGAACAGGGGAGUAAUACAAAACCAUACAACUUGCGUAGGCUACACGGACGAAAAGUGAAGCAGAAAGUUCAGGAGGUAAAUGUAGAUAAGGUUUCGAGUCAUAUUACAACAAAUGAUAUUACUGAAACAAACAUUCUGAAAAGCGCAGCUGCGUUUGUUGUUGGGAGAUCGUUGGGCGUAAAGAAAGGAAGAACAAAGGGCGCGCGGAAAGAACCCUCAUGGAAACAAAGGCAAAAGAAACAGAUUGAUGAACUCAGAAAAGACAUUAGCAGGCUGAAUUGUAUCUUAAGGAGGGAACCUAUUAAGCGGAGAGUUCAAGUAACACUAGAACAUAAGUAUAAGACCAAGGGAAAGAGCUUCCAAGUUAUCUUAGAAGAGUUAAAGCAAAGAGUUACUAAAAAAGCUGCAAAGAGAAGGCGAUAUGAAAAUAGGGUAAAAAGGCAGAACAGCCUGUUUGACAGUGCAGUGAUCAAAGGCGUUUGUUUGAGGAGCUUGACGGAAAAGUUAGAGGAAAAGACCCCGCACCAGGCGCCAAUGAAAGUGUAA
Messenger RNA from Porites lobata, 889 nucleotides. The record is from the annotation of a GenBank genome assembly. NCBI's taxonomy places the organism in Eukaryota, Metazoa, Cnidaria, Anthozoa, Scleractinia, Poritidae.